UUAUCCAUCUGCUUCUCUAUCUCUGAGCUCUGUCUUCCUCUCCUCCCACCUUCUCUUUAACUAAAUAAAUAAAAAUGGCUCCUUUGAACGAGAAUUGUUUAGAGAAAACAAAUUCAAAAUGCCAAGCACCAAUUUUUGCUCCAAACUCCAUGGUGUUACUCUCUUCUUCAAUCCUUCAAAACCCAUUAUUUCUCAGACCCCCAAUCAAGCAAAAUCCAAGUAUUUUCAUGGGUGAGCUUCAUAAUUCAAUCACUUCAGCAGCUGACAAAUGCUUGAGAUUCCUCCAUUCCUUUGCCUCUCGAAAUCCUAUUCUCAAAAACAUUGUAACUGAUUUUAACCAACAUAUGACCCGGAUUCAAUGCAGGAGGGAGUACUGCAGGAGGAAUAUGAACAACUAUCUGUCAAAUCACAACUUUGCAGCUGUCUUACCUGGUGAUUCAGUGGCAGGGCUAGUGGUGGCUAAUGGGAUCAUUAAUUUCUUGAAUAUAUACAACACUUUGUUGGUUGUAAGGCUUGUUUUGACCUGGUUUCCUAACUCUCCUCCUGCUAUCGUUAGCCCCCUAAGCACUUUGUGUGACCCAUACUUGAACAUAUUCCGCGGGAUCAUUCCACCACUAGGAGGGACACUGGAUCUCUCUCCUAUACUAGCAUUCUUGGUUCUAAAUGCCUUUACUAGCACUGCUACUGCACUUCCUGCUGAACUGCCAGAAAAUGGAGCUUCUCCAAGAAGUCGCUCAUCCCCUACAUUGUUCACUCAUCUCACUACAGCACAGAAGAAAUGGAUGAGAAGGCUCAAUGGAAACAAGUCAAGGAGCUCCCCUGGUGCCGAUUAGGUCAUUCCCUUGACAGUCUUCUAGGUAUAUACGUUGUGUAUUUUCGUGAGUUCUGAAUACUGGGUGGUGAUCUUCCGGCCAGUAAUUUGAAUGUUCAUCAACUGACAGAAAUAUAGGAUAAUCUGUUUCUGUAUCUUAAUGUCAGUUAUAUAAUCUUUUCGUCA
This is a messenger RNA of Populus trichocarpa (black cottonwood), 997 nucleotides long. Its product is annotated as ylmG homolog protein 2, chloroplastic. The coding region runs from base 75 to 833 and encodes 252 amino acids. Lineage: Eukaryota; Viridiplantae; Streptophyta; Magnoliopsida; Malpighiales; Salicaceae. Gene Ontology annotation, cellular component: membrane. Gene Ontology annotation, biological process: chloroplast fission. The record is from RefSeq and is a predicted model, not a curated record. The transcript has 3 exons.